AUGUCACUGCAAUUCCGCUUCACUGCUGGGUUGUUGAUCACCACCUUGGUCCAUAAUUCAUUAGAGAGCACGCCUCAACAAUCUCGAUGGUCAAAAACGCUCCCAACGUCUACACAUGCCGAGAAACUCUAA
This is a messenger RNA of Fusarium proliferatum ET1, 132 nucleotides long. RefSeq lists its product as uncharacterized. The transcript has a single exon. The record is from RefSeq and is a predicted model, not a curated record. The coding region runs from base 1 to 132 and encodes 43 amino acids. Lineage: Eukaryota; Fungi; Ascomycota; Sordariomycetes; Hypocreales; Nectriaceae.